This is a messenger RNA of Juglans regia (Persian walnut), 1525 nucleotides long. RefSeq names its product probable 2-oxoglutarate-dependent dioxygenase At5g05600. The transcript is spliced from 3 exons. The record is from RefSeq and is a predicted model, not a curated record. The coding region runs from base 96 to 1211 and encodes 371 amino acids. NCBI's taxonomy places the organism in Eukaryota, Viridiplantae, Streptophyta, Magnoliopsida, Fagales, Juglandaceae.
UCUUCAACUCCAAGUCCUUCUUGUCCACUUCGCAAAGCCUAUAUAUCUAAUGCCCACCAAAGCAUUUCUCAAACAAAGAUACUAAAUAGAUCAUCAUGAUGAGUUGCUUGCAAAGUUGGCCUGAGCCGAUUGUCCGAGUCCAAGCCUUAUCAGAGAGUGGGAUAAGAGCAAUCCCGGAACGCUACAUCAAGCCCCUCUCCGAUAGGCCUAACCGGCCGGACACUUCCGCCACCGUCGCCGCCAAGAAGAAUUCAGGGACGUCGUCUCCUCCCAUUAACAUCCCGGUCAUUGACCUGCAAAACCUUUUCAGCAACGAUCAGAGCCUCUGCGACGAGACUCUGAGUCUGGUAUCCCACGCUUGCCGCGAGUGGGGUUUCUUUCAGAUUGUGAACCACGGUGUCAGCCCUGAGCUGAUGAAGAGUGCGAGAAAGACCUGGCGCGAGUUCUUUAGCCUCCCGCCCGAUGUGAAGCAGGAAUAUGCCAACUCUCCGACCACGUACGAAGGGUAUGGCAGCCGUUUGGGAGUGCAGAAGGGGGCGAUUCUUGACUGGAGCGACUAUUUUUUCCUCCAUUACAUGCCUCGGUCGCAGAGGAAUGAGAGCAAGUGGCCUCAACUUCCACCAUCUUGCAGGAAAGUGAUUGCGGAAUAUGGCGAAGAAACGGUAAAGCUAUGUGGAAGAUUGAUGGAGGUAUUGUCCAUAAAUCUUGGGCUUGGGAAGGAAUACCUCCAAAAUGAAUUUGGAGGUGAGAACAUAGGUGCAUGCUUAAGGGUGAACUUUUAUCCUAAAUGUCCACAACCAGACCUUACACUUGGUCUGUCCCCACACUCGGAUCCCGGUGGCUUGACCCUUCUUCUUCCUGACGAUGACGUGUCCGGACUUCAAAUCCGCAAAUGCAAUGACUGGGUUACUGUUAAGCCGGUUCCAAAUGCCUUCAUUGUCAACGUAGGAGAUCAAAUUCAGGUACUGAGUAAUGCAAUUUACAAGAGUGUGGAGCACCGGGUGAUCGUGAAUGCAGUGAAAGACAGGGUAUCUCUGGCCUUAUUUUAUAACCCAAAGAGUGAUUUACUUAUUGAACCUGCCAAGCAUCUAGUGACAGAAGAUCGACCUGCACUUUAUCCACCAAUGACAUUUGACGAAUACAGACUUUAUAUCAGGACAAAGGGUCCAUGUGGCAAGGCUCAAGUUGAAUCCUUAAAAUCUCCCAGAUAAAUUAUUAAUACAACAUAUAUAUUUAUAUGUUGUUCUGAUCAUGAAUAAUAUUCCUUUCCUUUGUAAAACUACAUAUAUAUAUAUAUAUAUAUGUAUCCAGUACUGCUAAUCGUGCGUUUAUAAAGAUCACUUGAUGAAUUACACGAACGAGACAAGGAAGAUCAUCAGACAAUAUGUGAGUCACAAUGUGAACUUUUGAUCUAAAAAGGUGCCCUACUUUUAAUUUUAAUGAAGUUCGUACAUUACUUUUCGUGUCAAUCAAGCUGGAAGAAAACAAAAUGAAUCUGCAUAUAUCAUCCGGCCAUUUAGAUUAA